AUGUCAGAUAACGUCUUUGGGUUUUCAUCUUCUGAUCCAUAUUUUUAUAUCAGUAGCGAAGACAGGAUGCAACAAAGCCAACUCAUACGAUUGAUUCAAGGGCAACAGCAUGAGAACCAAGGAUUCAUAUCUCAAUUAUUCCAUGAGCAACAAAGUGAUGAUGAAUUUGAUUGCAGUAAUGAAGAUAAUGAGUAUAAAAUUGAAGCUGGUGCUAACUUUCCUAAUUGGAAGUCUUUAGAAAGUGCGUUAGAAAAGCAUGAACUAGAAGUUGGAUUCAAGUCUAUAAAGUUUCGGAUAGAACGUGAUAACAAUGGAGAUAUAAUUCGUCGAUACUUUGUUUGUGAGAAUUCGAAAGAGCAACAAUCCAAAAAAAAAAUAAUUGAUGCAGACCAUAGGGAAAGAAAUUCUAAGAAAGUUGGAUGCCUGUGGCAACUCAAUGCAGG
Messenger RNA from Racocetra persica, 443 nucleotides. The record is from the annotation of a GenBank genome assembly. NCBI's taxonomy places the organism in Eukaryota, Fungi, Glomeromycota, Glomeromycetes, Diversisporales, Gigasporaceae.